This is a messenger RNA of Necator americanus (New World hookworm), 615 nucleotides long. RefSeq lists its product as uncharacterized. Gene Ontology annotation, biological process: positive regulation of response to oxidative stress. The coding region runs from base 1 to 615 and encodes 204 amino acids. Gene Ontology annotation, molecular function: chondroitin 4-sulfotransferase activity. Gene Ontology annotation, cellular component: membrane. The transcript is spliced from 5 exons. NCBI's taxonomy places the organism in Eukaryota, Metazoa, Nematoda, Chromadorea, Rhabditida, Ancylostomatidae. The record is from RefSeq and is a predicted model, not a curated record.
AUGCGUUUCGUGACUUUAGACUCGCAGAUGCAAAUUUGUCUUAUGAGAAGAAGGUUGCUACCCCCAUUUGCACCGUUCAAGGGGCGCUAUGUGAUUGCGCCAAAGUACAAGUUAGGAAAUUGCUUAAUCGAGAAGGUUAUGAGCACGUUUCACAAUUCAUUAUUCUGUUAUUUAAAUAAACCGUGGCUAUAUGGAGAAGGCAAAAAGAGCCUUAAUGAUGGAAUAUGGGAUGACAGGCAUCCAGAAAAUGAGUAUUCGUACGAGGAUAAGACUCGAAUAUUCCAUUUUGCUCCUAUGACAUGGUACUGCCCUUCAAUUGCAUCUUUUAACUUUGUUAGCGUGAUUCGUUACGAUAUGUUGCAAAGAGAAGAGAUGGCCAAGAAAUACGACCAUGUGUUGCAAAUUGCUGGUGUUCCGAUGCAACAAAGAUCAUACAUCCGCGCGGAGUUUAUGGGAAGCCUCCCACCUCAUGCGACGUGGAAUAAAACAGAUCGAGUCGACAUCGAGAAUAAAUUGCUUUCAAGCACAAAUCUUCUUGGGAUCUUCUUACAACUAUACUAUCAUGACUUUGUUAUUUUCGGUUAUGAUUUCCCAACGCCGAAAUAUACGCAAUGA